UUAUACAUUUGUAAUGAACGAAAAUAAUGUCCCUAUGUAACAUUAUUUUAACAAUAUUAGUGUCUACUGUCUAAUGCCGAAUGGCAGACUCGUGACUGACAUCUGUGAUCUGACGUGAUAAUAACUAAAAAAUACACAAGCUGAUAAUUGAUACUACGUUUUGUUACCCAUUUUUUGUUUUGAUAAUUUUUUAUCCACAGACAUUUUAUUAAAAUUUAGUUAUAAUGAGCAAUGCAGAAGAAAAGUCAUUUGAAGCUAUUGAAACAAAUGGUAAUUUAAACAAAGAUGAAGAUAGAAAAAAUUGGGUUAAAUUUGAUGAUGAAUCUCCACAACAAAGUGAUUUUAAUCUAAAAUCAGAAGUGGUGGAUGAAUCAGCUGCUAGUACUAUAAGGCAUUCAACGGCUUCAAAUUCUGCUAUACCUGCUGUACUAAAAACUGAAACAGUGCAUGUAAACUUAGAUCGCAGCGAAAAUAAUAUCGAACCACUGUCGCAAAGUGCUGUUAUGAAAAAUGUUGAAUAUAUCAAUACCCGUCAUGGUUUUACUAAUGGCGACGUUAUUGUGACCUUGUUGCCUACUAAUACGAAAUGGCCAUGGAUUACCACUGCAAGAUUUCGUCCAGAACUUGUCCCCGAGGAGCUAAUGGCUCAGGGCUUAACUCUGACUGUUGAGGAAUAUGUUCAUGCAAUGGAACUUCUUGUAAAUGAUGCCCGUUUUACAAUGUAUAAUAUUUGCUACAAGAGAGUUCUAGUUUGUUGGAUUACUAUAGCAUUUCUUGUGCUCCUAACCUUACUAUUUUCGGGCUUGACUGGUCUGACAUUAUUUGCACUUGGAGUUAUGUGGCUUGUUCUUAAUGCAAUGGCCAUUUUUCUUUGCAUGUGGAUAAAGUUAAAACUAUCCAAAGGAUUAGAGCAAUGUUUAGCAAGUGUUAAUAAAUUAUUGAAUAAACACAAACUUUUGCUAGCAUUAGAUGACAGAGGAAGAAUAUCAUGUCACAAAGUAAACCUUUGCUAUAUGUAUUUUGAUUCGGGGCCAUGCAUAGCACAUUUACAGCAGUUUAUUGAUAGCGAGGAAGGUAAAACAAUAAUGCAAGGUUGGGAACGACGAUUAGAUGUGUCAACCAAUGAUAUUGUCAUACAAGGCAGCCAAUCUACAAGAUUAUCCCGAAAACAGGAUAUGGCGGAGCAAGUGUUCCUCCGGUAUCUUCAGCGGUGGGGCAAAGACUUCUUAAGACGACGACUCGAUUGGACACUAGACGAGGAUGGCGGAAAUCCCGCUUCGCCAAGGCACUUAGCUAAUGCGUUGUGCCCUUGUCAGUAUAUAGAGGAGAUAUUGCGGAACAAAGAACCCAAAGAUAAUCGUGCCUGUUGUCCACCGUGCAACAACUGGCUCAGGCGCCGCGGUCUUGAUUGACCAAACCGCUUAAGUUUGGAGAGAGGUGCGCUUCUAUAUUUACGAUAUGCCGGUCGUUGGGGAUCACAUGCAGUUAAAAACAGAUUGAAUCUCAGCAGUGCUCAACCCGGACGCCAUGGCGAAAAAUUCAUCUGUCCUUGUCAGUUCAUAGAAGAACACUUGAAAACGAAGCCACCUGGAGGAUUAGCUAAGUUUUUCACUUUACCUACUCAAAGUAUUCAGUUAUACUGAGUUAGUUAUUAUAAAAAUAGUAACGUGUCCGUCCAUUUUGAAUUUAUAGUACUAUACAUAAAAUUGUAUAAUAUUAAACUAAGUAUUUAAAUUAUUCUUAACAUUUUUUAAUGUAUAAAAAAUGUUAUACAUUAUUAUUUAUAUUAUAUAACAUUAUUAUUUAUAUCGUCCAUUUUUACCUAGAUAUAAAUUUUAUUUACAAAGAUAUUUACCUACCUAAAAAGUUUCUUCAGUUUUGCAUAUAAAAUGAAAUUGUGCUCCUAAUUUGAAAUCCGUUAAACAUUUUCGAAUUUAAAAAAUUUUCAACUCAAGCAUAUUUCUGUUAUUUAAAAAUUAGAUUAAUUUUAAAAAUUAUAAUGUUGGUAAAAAACCGUGGAUAAAUAUUUCAGUAUUAUUAUUUGAGCAAAAUAGCAAGUUUGAAUAUUGUAAUUGGUAGAUAUUUUUGUAAAAAAAGCCAUAAAACAAAAACAGUAUUUUUGUACUAAAUCAUAAAAAAUGGUUUUAGUCAAUCUUAAAAUGUUACUAUACAUUUUUUAUUACUUAUUAUAUAUUUGUUACUUGUUUUUUUUUUAGCUGACUAGACAUUUUUUUUAUAUUAAGACUAACGUGUAUUAGUGGAUGUUACUGUACUUAAUGGAUAACUUUAAGGCUCUUUUGUUUAUAUUAUAAAUGCUAUGGUUUACAGUAAAAAAAAUUGAGCGGCUUUCAUCAUUUUUAAUCAAAAAGGAAUUGAAAAUAUGCGCCAUGUUAGAUAUACAUUGAUCCACAAAAGAUUUGAUUAUUUCAAAAUAAUUUCUUUGCUAUUAUUUAAAAUAGAUAAAAUUAAAUUAGUAGGCAAUUAUUGAAUUCAAUGCUUAAUAUCACAGAUUUAAUUUUAAGUGAAAUAUUUAUAUUAAAAGGAAUUUUACCAAUGAAAACAAGUAAACAACAUAAAAUAAUGAAUUUUAAUGAACAUAGUUUUUACUUACAAGGUUUAGAAAAAUAAUCAUCAUGGUAAAUACAUUGAUGAUAUGCACUUAAUUCUUAUUUUCUGAAUAUUUUGGACCUGAUAAAGAUAAGCCAAAUAUUCAUUUAGACAAAUAGCUUAAAAAUAUAAUAUGGAAAUUGGCUAUAUGUAAAAAGAAGAGCUGAGUAAAAUAUGGGAAUUAUGGUCUGCACAUAUAAUUAAAAUAUAUCUUUUUGUUUCAAAUGGACUAUUGUGUGCCAACAUCCAGCCUUUGAUCUGAAAAAUGUAUUGUUUUGUUUCAUUAUUCCUGGGCUAUUCUAUUAUUUAAAUCAGUUGGGGACUUUUCGCAUUAUAUUUGCCAUUGUACAUAUCGUGCGAGUUGAUCGGUACAAUAUCCACGUAAAAGAAGGCUCGAAACAUAAAAUCGAAUGUACCAGGUACAAAAAUAAAACGACAUGCUAAUUAAUUGUUUUAUUAUGUAUAUUUUGUUUAACUUAUAUAUUGUUACAAAAAAACAGAUUAUCAUCCUGUAGCAUAUGUCGUAUGCAAUAUGUAUUAUUUGUACUUAAAAUUAUUAUUGCUCUUGCUUUUUCUUAUAUAUAUAUAUAUAUAUCUUAAAAGUGACAAAUAAUUACAAACUAAGUAUUUAAAAUCAUACUAGUCGCCAUGAGCACAAAAAGUGUAUAUACACAUACAUCAAGUUUGAUUAUGUCUUUUCAGAAAUUGUGUAUUUUAAUUACAUGCUAUCAUUAAAUUAUUAUUGUUUACUAUGUAAUUCAGCUUACAAUUAACAUAAAUAUAUGUAUAGAUAGAAUUGGAAUUUUAAUAUAGGUAGGAAUUUUAACUUUAAGCCAAAGCUCAAUUUUAUUCAAGUUUGUGAAUAUUUGAAACUGAAAUAAAAUGAGUAGCAAUAAUUUUGCGCACAAUCAAUUUUAAAGAUUUAACACAUUUGUAUUAUAAUAAUAAAUUCAUUUAUUUUUUUGUUAUACUUAUUGCAAUGGAAUCGACAUAGUAUUCCAAAUAUAUUUAUAGCAGUUUUAGAAACUCAAGUAAUUUUAUAAAAGGUAGCUAGUUGUUGUGAUUAAAAAAUAACAUUCCGUCCUUUACAAAAUUUAUUUAUUCAUAUAAUAUUUAGUCAUUAAUAAUAUAUUCUUUAUACACAUUUUUGUUAUUCAAUAAAUAUAUUAAAUCUAC
This is a messenger RNA of Nymphalis io (European peacock), 3783 nucleotides long. RefSeq lists its product as uncharacterized. Lineage: Eukaryota; Metazoa; Arthropoda; Insecta; Lepidoptera; Nymphalidae. The record is from RefSeq and is a predicted model, not a curated record. Bases 225 to 1412 code for a protein of 395 amino acids. The transcript is spliced from 5 exons.